AUGACUCAGGUGGUACAGCAGGCAGAUGUAGAGUACCUAUUGCUAGCAUUGUUAGAGUAUUGGAACGAACCCCGGCACACGUUGAGUGCAGCCGCUUGCCUGUUACGCAACGCUCUGGGGGUUCCCUAUCUGCCCUCUACGUUGGUAGAGGAGGCUCUGAAAAGGUCUUUAGAACGUACUAAUGCUGCUUACGCCCACACCAAGGAGAGGGUGAAGACAUCUCUGUCGGAGGGUGCUCUGAGACCCAGCGACCUCCUGGCUCAGUUCAAGCAGAUCGGACCCCAGACCAGGAGGCACAUCAGCGCAGCUGAGCUGCUGGACAAUACAGUGGAACUGAUCAGAGAGAUGGUCUACACCAGUACCAUGGCCCAGUCCAGUCUACCUGACCCGCUGAGUGAGGAGGACAUGCAGGUUCUACUGCAUGCUACGGGCUGUUCCUCUGAGAUGCAGAGACCCCUCUGUAAGACUGGCUGUCUGUCUGAACGCUACCGUUCAUUCACCGGGGAGUGCAACAACAGACAGCACCCUAAGUGGGGUGCGGCCAACACCCCGUACUCCCGCUGGCUCCCCCCAGAGUACGAGGACAUCAGAGGGGUCCCUAGGGGCUGGGACCCUGAACACACCUACUAUAACUACACCUUGCCCCCGGUGCGCCUGAUAUCCCAGAACGUUCUCUACACCCACAAUGAGAACAUCUCUCUGGACUCAUCUCUGUCCCACCUGUUGGUGGAGUGGGGUCAGUGGAUCGACCAUGACUUCGCUCUGACCCCUCAGAGUCCCAGCACAGCUGCCUUCAGGACCGGGGCCGACUGUACCCGCACAUGCAGCCGGGACACUCCCUGCUUCCCUAUACAGAUCCCGCUGUCAGACCCUCGUACUGGUACACAGAGCUGCAUGCCUUUCUUCCGCUCGGCGCCCAGCUGUGUCGGGAGCGAAGGCACACCCCACCAUCACCGGGAGCAACUGAACGCCAUCACCUCAUUCGUGGACGCCAGUAUGGUGUACGGUAGCUCCUCCCCCAUGGCUGCGGCCCUGAGGAACCACUCCUCUCCACUGGGUCUUCUGGCCCUCAAUGACCAGGCCUCAGACCAGGGUCUCGCCUACAUGCCCUACCUGCCUCGCCUACAGGGACGCCUGGAUCCCUGUGGGCCACGAAGCGGGUCUGAGGCAAACUCCACUGGAGCCACAAGUGCCUCUGACACAUCUGCUACUGCACCAACAGAACAGGAGAAUAUUACAUCCUGUUUCCAAGCAGGUGACUCACGGGCCAAUGAGCACCUGGGGAUGAUAGCACUCCACACGUUGUUCCUGAGGGAACACAACAGGCUGGUCAGCGAGUUGCACCUCCUCAACCCUCACUGGAGCCCAGACACCUUGUACCAGGAGGCCAGGAAGAUCAUGGGGGCUGUCCACCAGAUACUGACCUGGGAGCACUACUUGCCCAGGGUCCUGGGUGAGACCCCCACUUCCCUCCUGAUGCCUCCGUACAAGGGCUACGACCCUGAGAUUGACCCCAGCAUCGCUAACGUCUUCUCGGCCGCCGCCUUCCGCUUUGCCCACGUCACCGUGCAGCCGAUGGUGGCCCGCCUGGGCCCCGGGUACAGCCUCGCCCCACAGCACCCACCUCUGCCCCUACACCACUCCCUCUUCGCAUCCUGGAGGGUCGUACAGGAGGGUGGUAUAGACCCAGUGCUGCGUGGCCUCCUCCUUUCCCCAGCCAAGCUCCAGAUGCCAGGCCAGAUGAUGGUUGAGGAGCUAACUGAGAGACUGUUCCAGGCCCAGGGUGGGAUGCCACUAGACCUGGGUGCCCUCAACCUGCAGCGGGGUCGAGACCACGGCCUGCCUGGUUACAGCUCGUGGCGUGGGCUCUGUGGCCUCUCUGUUCCCAACACCACCUCUGACCUUGCAGGUAUCCUGGGUAACCCUGGUCUGGCUGAGAAGUUCCUGUUGUUGUACGGGACGUCCCAGAACAUCGACGUAUGGGUGGGGGCCAUCUCAGAGCCUCCUCUACCUGGGGGCCGGGUGGGACCCCUCCUGGCCUGUCUACUGGCCAAGCAGUUCAGAGCACUGAGAGACGGAGACAGGUUCUGGUGGGAGAGAGAGGCUGUGUUCACCAGCAACCAGAGAGCUCAGCUUCACACCGUGUCCCUGUCACGUAUCAUCUGUGACAACACGCACAUCACACGUGUUCCCUCCGACCCAUUCAGCCGUACGGUCAGCCCAGAAGACAUGCUGGCCUGCAGCCACCCCCUCAUCCCUCACCUUAACCUCUCUGCCUGGAAGGAGCCUGACACAGAUCCCAGAUGUGGUUCAAUCCCCAGGUUACAGUCAGGCUUCUCUCUGCUCUGUGACUCCGUCAUCUACUACCAGUGUGGUCCAGGCUAUCAGCUGAUUGGUCCAUCCUCUGUGACCUGUGACCCCAACAGUUAUCAAUGGAGUCCUGCUCCCCCAAUCUGCCACGAUGUCGAUGAGUGUGCCGAUCAGCCAACCCCGUGCCCCCAAAACACGGACUGCCUCAACACACCCGGGUCAUAUAUGUGCACAGACCUGGACCUGUCCUCCCUGUCUACAGUCUCUGUAAUCUCUGCAGUAAUAGCUGUGGUUGGUGGUGUGGCCAUCUUGUUUGUGAUACUGACCUGUUGUAGAAGGUAUUUUCCAAAGAAGCCAGAAUCGAUAAACAGAACCGAUAAACGGAACCGAUAAACAGCGGUUGCUGUAAGAGGGACAGAUAACCAAGAGACACCUCUGGAAAUGUAGUCCUUAACAUAUUUUAUUACAUUUUAGUAUUUUGUUUCUAAAAAUGUGACAUAUAUCCUAAAAGUAUACACUUGACUGUGUUGAUAUUAAAACGUAACUUCCGAUUGUUUGUUAGAUAAUAACCUGAAAAUUAGAAAUAACUGAAUUGUAAACCCUGUUUUAGACCACAGUCACAUUAUAUAUAUAUAUAAAACCUCAAAAGGUCUGACUCAAAGUACACAAAGUACUUCUCUGUACUUGGUGCAUAUGUCCCGUCGUACAGUAUUUGGACAGUGACCAUUUUCUGUUGUUCUGUUGUUGUAGUUCUGUUAAAUGACAAAAAAAAUGACGCAAUACAUUAUUUAUCAUUUUUUAUUUCUAUUGGCCACAAAAAAAAAAUCUGAAACACAACCAAAACAAACAGCAACUCGCUCAAAUUACAAGCUUGUCGUUGUUAUUGUGUGAUAGAAAUAUUAUGCUAAACUUUUCACUACUUUAAUACACAUAAGUGAAUUUGUCUAAAUACUUUUGGUUGUCUAAAAGUUAGAAUGUACAAAAAGUGCUGUAAUUUCUAAACGGUUUACCUGAAAAUAUCCUUGAAUUAAAGCUGGCAGUCGGCACUGAAAUCCAACGUGCUGGAGUACAGAGCCAAAACAAAACAACGUGUCACUGUACAAAUACUUGGAUAUCAGUUGUCUGUUCUAGUCCACGUGUUUGAAGCUCAUAAACCUGAACAAGCUAACAGCAUUAAAAGGGUGUUACAGAUUUAAAAACAAAAUUAUAUGUUUUGUCAUCACAUACCCCGGAUAGGUUCAGUGAAAUGUGUUGUUUUACAGCGUCAGCCACAGUAGUACGGCACCCCUGGAGCAAAGUAGGGUUAAGUGCCUUGCUCAACGGUGCAUCGGCUGAUUUUUCACCUUGUCGGUUCAGGUAUUUAAACCAGAUCAUAUUCGGGAAGAAACACUUGUCCGGAACACUUGUCCAUUUCUCUACACUCGCAUUAACAUCUGCUAACCAUGUGCA
Oncorhynchus mykiss (rainbow trout) is the source of this 3759-nucleotide messenger RNA. Lineage: Eukaryota; Metazoa; Chordata; Actinopteri; Salmoniformes; Salmonidae. The record is from RefSeq and is a predicted model, not a curated record.